This is a messenger RNA of Parasteatoda tepidariorum (common house spider), 3937 nucleotides long. The record is from RefSeq and is a predicted model, not a curated record. NCBI's taxonomy places the organism in Eukaryota, Metazoa, Arthropoda, Arachnida, Araneae, Theridiidae.
GUGACACACCUUAUCCUGGAAUUCCACCAGAAAGACUCUUUUCAAUGUUGAAAGAUGGUUAUAGAAUGCCGAAGCCUGAUAAUUGCCCAUACCAUUUCUAUAAAAUAAUGAGGACUUGUUGGCGUGAAAAACCACACGAAAGACCACAUUUUCGAGAACUUGUGUUGAAACUUGAAUCUCUGAUGCAUGAGUUGAAAUUAAAGAACACCAUACCAUUAAGUGAGGAAGAAUGCAUUGAUUUCAGCAAACUGAGAAAGCAGAAAAGUGAGAAUAACUCUGUAAUGCAUCAGCUGACUUCCUUUCCGAAACUGAGUGUUGUUCAGAUAGUGCCAUAUGAGAAUCAGCAUCUACUUUCUCCAGGCGAAUUCAGUGUUUAAAAGAAGGCAGCAAUGUGAAAGCAGUCCCUGAAGAAUUGAUUAAUUAUUUUUAGUAAUAUAAAAUGUCUCAGUGAAUGAAAAUAUAAGAGGAUUCAGAAAGCAGUAAUCACAAUAUACAUUAUCUAUCUAUAUAUAUAUUAUAUAUUUCUUUGUCAUCUAUAAUCAGUUUUCUAUUACGAGUAUUAUUUUAAACUCCUAGCUAUAUGUUAACUCUUAAAUGCUUCAUGAUUUUGACCCUUAGGCGUUGAAACACUUAUUUUGUUGUUUAAACUCUUGUAAUCAGAGUUGUGGAGUUGGUAGUUGAAAUGUUAGACUCCUACUCCAUAUUUUUCUAUGAGCCUAACUUUCUUCGUAAAAAGUUUUACUGAGUCCUAGGAUCGGUAAUAAUAUUAACCCUUUGGACUCGAUAGGUGACGCUCUGUUACCAUUACUUAUUAUAACAUUCCCAUCAGACUGAAUGAUACAUUUUUUUACAUCUAAAUGUUUACUAAUCCCUUUCAAAAAGGGCGUCAAGGUUUCGUGUUGUAAGUGUUCUAACACUGUGUUUAGUCUUGUAAAUGUUUCAUGAUUGCGUUUUCUUUUCCUUUUAUUUAACCGUUGAAAGAGCCUUGAGUCCAAAGAGCCUUGAGUCCAAAGAGCCUUAAGAUACAGCUAAAGAGCCAAAGAUACAGCCCUUUCCAGCUCAAUGUAGAUACUUUGAGAACACUAAUUCAACUAAUGUUACUAACCUCUAGAAAUGUAAAACUAAUUGCUUUUAAAUGUUUAGCAACCAUUAUUCUUUAAACAACAAAGGUAAAGUGCGCCAUUUUACUUCGAAUGUAUAACCUAAUUAAAAUUUUCAAUCAAAAUUUUGCUGUUCUCGAAAGGGUUAAUACUGAAUAAAUGUUCAUUUCAAUUUAUAAGUUUCUAUUUUUUAUAUUUAUGAUUAGGAUUAAGGGUAUUUUAUUUAAAAUUAUAUCUUAUAUUUUGUUUUAACUUUAGAAGAAAUAAAUUUGAGCAAAUAUAUUGUGCAAAACCGUUAUAAGAAUGGAGCUAGAUAUCCACACGCACAAUAUAAAUAAAAAAAGCUUUUUUACCUUGUGAAUACUUUUGAAUUAGUGAACUAUUACAUUUUAUAGAUUUAUUUAUCAAGACUUUCAAUAAAUUUUUUGUCUUUUUUUUCAAUAAUCCAAUCAAGCUUAGGCUUAAAAAUGUUUGCAUUUAAUAAACUAAUUUCGGGAUAAGAAUAAUUAUAAAUAUUUGCAUGAAUCCUUGGAUUUAACAUUUAACUAACCAGGGUCAAAAACUCCUGAAAAAUAGUUUUCGAAUUCAAAUCUAUCAAACUUACCUGUAACCGAAUAAAUUUUAAAGAUAUAAAUCAUGAUGUAUUUUAUUUAAUAUCUUAAGAUCUUGGAGUAAAAAUAAUUGCUAAGAUGUGAAAAUUUGUAAGAUUCAAGUUUCGUUUGUUAUCGAUUUUUAAAAAUAUAAAUGUCACUUAAUAUAAUACAAAUGACCAAUAAGGAUUGAAACAUCAACAAACCUAGCUUUAUUUAGACUAGAAAUUAAUUAAUUAAAUAUCUCUAUUAUUACCACAAUGAUUAACUAAAUAGCUGUUUUUACAUGGUCUGAUUUGGUUAUUACCAAACGUCUCAGAAGUAUAAUUAAUUAGCAAGAAUCAUUCCUAACCGAAGCCACUUUUUUUUCAGUUCAAAAAUUUAAUAUCUUAAAUUCUUGGUCUAAAAAUGAUUACAAAUGUCUAAAAAGAUAAAAUAUUAUUUUCUAUUUCGUUCUUUAAAUUUAAAACAACACACAAGAACAGACAAACGACAAAUGAAUAUCAACUAACUAAACUUAUUAUCAAGAUUAGAAAUGAAUUAGACAAUUUUUUUCACCAAAAUUAAUUGAAUAUCCGCUUUGCAUGGUCUGAUUUAGUUGUUUCCAAACGUUUGAGAAAUGUAAUUAACAAAAAAUCAUUCAUAUAAUCUUGCAUAUUUUAUUACAGUAUCCUAGUUCUUAGGAGUUUAAAAAACAACAAACCUAGGAUGUAAACGAUUUAUACAAGUCAAAAAAUCUAAAUAUUUAGAAUAGAUUUGACUAUUAUUGUAAACAAGAUAUAUAUUAAUUUAGGAAUGCUCGUGAUUUUUAUAGCAGUAGGUUCAUUACUUUUUAAAUCCUCUUAUCAUUUUUAUUCACAGACAACACCUUCAAAAAUAAAUCUACGCGCAUUUUUUUUCUUUUAAAUAUUUUUAUUAAAAUAAUUCUUCAAUGCAAAAUUAACCCUUUAUAGGGCCUUUUUUCUAAUAAUGUUAUGUAAUAAUAUUUUGGGGAUUGAGAGUGAUUAAUGUACAGAAAUUCAUUUAGCUUAUUAUCUAAAAUUAUAAAGGUGGGAGGGAUUUUCAAAAUUUUAUGUACUGUGAAGAAUUGGCCAUUAAUUUGAUUUUAUGUUCUUAUAAAUAACCACAUUUAAAAAUGCUGUGUUUAUAGAUGCAAAUUAACUAGACGAGAAAUGGUCAAAUAAUUUACUAAUGAACAAUGAACGCAAACCGCACAAGAGAAAACAGCUCUUUAGUGUUGGCCUUUCUUCUUGACCCCACGCAACCUUUACUAUUACCCACACUUUUGUAAACAAAGCGUUGUUUCCCCAUAAUUUUUAAAGUUAACAGCAGAUGACUACACAAAUCAUAGGCGAAAAAAUGGCCUCUUUCAAAAAUUAAUUAAAAAACUAAUGACUUUUAAAAAUUAAUGAAGUUGAUGGGAAAUGUACUUACACGGCCUUAUAAAGGGUUAAUCUAAAUAUUAAUGAAGUUGGUCGGUGAGAAAUAUAUUUUACACGCCCUUAAUAAAUGUAAAAAUGUUUGAUUGAUUUACAUGUUUUAUUCCGGAACGAAACGUAUAAACUGCUACUCCUGAUUAUAAAAUGUUUAUGGCCAAAGUUUAAAAAAAUUUCUCAACUUUACUUUUAAAAAAUUAUUUAUUCUCAUUUUUGAGAUAAAAUUGACUUCAACGCAGUUCGAAAUCUCUGUCAUCAAAUUGGUUCUAUAUUGGAAUAGUUAAUCAUCCCAUUUAAGAUUGAUACAUAAUGUAUAAAUGCAGGCGAACAUUUCAAACUAAUUUUAAAAAUUAACUAAUUUUAUUUUUAAAGGUUUAAUUAACUGUGUAUUUAUAUUCAAUGUGCUGGAUAUCGGAUAUUUUUCCCCCCUUCCCUUUAUCAGAGAAAUACAUAUUUUAUAAAACGAAAUUGCAUGACUUAUAAAAUAAUUCUUUGAUAAAAUAAUUCAACUGUGUAAAUUCUCAGAAAAAUAUCCGUAUUUAAUUAGCAUAGAUAUCCUAUCAGCAUAUUUACAAUUAUAUGAUAAUUUACGAAAUCGAGUUCGUCAGUUAUAGUAUGCAAGAACUUUGUUGUAUUUUGGAUUUAUUUUUGUCGAUGUGUACAAUAAGUAUAAAAAUAGUUAUAAUUCUUUAUCAAGUACAAUGUUUACAGUUUUUUUUCUUCUUAACAAUAGCCAAAUGCUACAAAUUGGAAUGUAUUUAAAAUGUGUAGAAUAAGAUGUUUAUUCUGAAUAAAAUAAUAUUUUACUUUA